CUCCCCUCUUCCACACUAGUCUGCAAGUACUUUUCUCCACACGCUCGAGGAUUGAAGACUUGAUCCAUGGGGAGCUUUCGAGAUGUUUCUCUGCUUCUUCUGGGCGUGACAUUGUCCUUAACUGUAAGUCCUGUCCAGGGUGGAAAGAUUCUGGUGUUCCCCGUUGAUGGCAGCCAUUGGGUGAACAUGAACCUGCUGAUCCAGAGCCUCCACGCCAAAGGCCAUGAAGUCACUGUGGUCCGCACAGCCACUAGCUGGUAUGUCAAAGAAGAGGCACCACAUUACAGCUCCAUCACUGUCACCUUACCAGAGGCUGUCUGCAUAGAGGAGCAGGACUUCUUUGUAACUUUCCUGGUUAAAAUACUUGAAAUCAAAAAACAGGGGACGUCUUUCAUGGCUGUCUUGAAGUUCUACUGGGAAGUGCUAGGUUCAUUAUCAAAAAUCUACCAACAAGCUAGUCUGUUAGGUGUAGAAAUAUUUGAGAACAAGACUCUAAUGUCGAAGAUACGUGACUCUAAGUUUGACCUGGUUCUUUUGGACCCUGGACUUCCUGCUGGAGUUAUAGUGGCCCACAAACUAAAGCUUCCAGUUGUCUUUAAUGUUAAAUGGAUGACCAGUGGGGAUGGCCAUUUUGUUAUAGCUCCAUCUCCAACGUCAUAUGUCCCAACUUCUGGAAAUGCCGUAUCUGACAAGAUGACCUUUUCUGAAAGAGUCAAAAACACAUUCCACUAUUUUGUCAACAUCUGCAUUGACAAGUUCAUAGCGUGCCCACCCUAUGAUAAAAUAGUAGAAAAGUACUUAGGCCCAGAUGUGAACUUCUAUCAGCUUCUUCAAGGAGUAGACCUGUGGCUCAUGAGAGUGGACUUUGUCUUCGAAUUCCCCAGGCCUACCAUGCCGAACAUGGUCUACAUUGGAGGAUUUCAGUGUAAGCCUGCUGAGGCCUUACCUUCAGAGUUGGAGGAGUUUGUUGAAAGUUCAGGAGAACACGGCUUCAUCCUGAUGUCUCUGGGGACAUUGGUGAAUGGUCUGCCAAUAGAAAUAACUUCAGAAAUCGCAGCUGCCUUUGCUCAGCUUCCUCAAAAGGUCGUAUGGAGGCACGCUGGUGAACGCCCCAACAAUGUGGGGAACAAUACCCUUCUGGUGAAAUGGAUGCCCCAAAACGACCUGCUGGGUCACCCAAAGAUAAAAGCCUUUGUGGCUCAUGGUGGCACCAAUGGGAUCUAUGAGUCCAUGUACCAUGGUGUGCCAAUUAUUGGCAUUCCCCUGAUGUUUGACCAGUUUGAAAACAUUUUGCGAAUGGAAGUUCGAGGAGCUGCUAAAAUGGUGGAUGUAACAAAAAUCACCCAGCAGAAUUUCCUCAAAGUCCUACAAGAAGUUCUCAACAAUCCCUCCUACAGAAACAACAUGAAGCGUCUGUCUGCUCUCCACCGAGACAGACCAAUGCAUCCUCUGGAUGCUGCAGUUUACUGGAUUGAGUUUGUUAUGAGGCACAGAGGAGCUGCACAUUUACGCACCGAGUCUUAUAAGAUGCCCUGGUAUGUGUAUCAUUCUGUGGAUGUUAUAUGCUUUUUGUUGGCCAUCUUGUUUAUGCUGACAGCCUUUGUAGUGGCAGUCAUACGAUUCACGUGCCUUCGAAUGUGCAGGAGGAGGAAACCAAAGCAAGAGUGACUCCUCGAAUGAAGAUGGAUUCAAUUAAAACGUUAUAUUGAUAUUCUAGAUUUUUCUUGUCUUUAACCAAUCACAUUAAAAUACUGAACUCGAAAGUCCUGGAAUACUAUUGUUGCUGCAAUGCUUAUAAGUUUUUGGGGGGGUUGCUUCAGAAAGAGCAUCCACUGUAACAGAAAUGUGCCAAAUCAAAGAUGGGGAGCUUCCUGCUAUGGUGAUCCUUUGUGAAAAAGAGAGCAGUCAAAAUAGCUUCUCUUUCUUCAGAUUUAAUAUUUCAAAAUUAAUUAUCUAAUAUGUACCAGUUUUUCUUUAUUGUAUUUCAGUCAUAUCUAAAUAACAAAUUACUUUUAAGACUCAGAUAGGACAGCAGGUGACUGACAGGUGCAAUAGAUUGAAAAUAAAUUCAGGAAGACAUUCUAAGAAGACUUAAUAAUUUAAACAUGAAAACUUUAAUUCAAAACAAAAUAUUUCCACAUUUUGUGUGAACGGGGCAGGAAUUUCUGCAUGUGUAGUCUAUGAAAUUAAAACACAUUAAGAAGUUUGAGGUUGCAUUGUUGCAUGUGUUGCAUGGGAUUUUAACAGGUAUUAUAAGACAUUUCUUCUUAUUAAAAACCUUUAUUUACAUAUUGAACACUUUUAUGUUUUCCACAUAUAAACACACAUGGUUUGUAUGUUUUGUCUUUCACCUUGCAGUUAGCUACCAAAAUGAGUUCAAUAAGUAAUUCUCCAAUAAACUUAAGAAAAGUGAAUAGCAUGUCAUACAGUUUUUGUGUUAUCCUUGCGUAGAUUGUCUGCUGUUAUGUGCUGUGCUGCACAGUGAUGCAGGAGUAAACAUAUACAAUUAUCCCAUUGAUAGUGGGAGGAGAUAAAGGUUGGCUUAAUUUGUCUGACUAAGCUUUAAGCACAGCAUUUGAACCUUAUAAACAAAGGACCAAACCAUCAGGAAGCCUAAUGCUUAAUAAUUAAACACAGAGUGAGUCUUCAGGCUGAAUCCUCCCGUGGUUCCUGUUCUGAAAGACAGUUAGGACUACAGUCAUCGGUUAGGAUAGAGAAAAAGGCAGAAAAUGUUAGACACAUCUCUGCAGGCUUGGACAGGUAAUACAUUCUCACAUCAAUCAGGCUGCUGAACAAGAGCAUCAUAAGAAGCUUUUCAUAAGCAAUUACUGCUGUAUUAUUAUUUUAUUAAUUCAGCACUAUUACAUUUCUCCUCAAUAUGAUUUGAGUUUAUUACUGACUUUAUAACCUACUGUUUUACACGGAGUAUUUUUUAUUGGUGUUUUACCAAAACAGUAAUUCAUUUUUUUAUAU
Pelmatolapia mariae (spotted tilapia) is the source of this 2973-nucleotide messenger RNA. Its product is annotated as UDP-glucuronosyltransferase 2B31-like. The record is from RefSeq and is a predicted model, not a curated record. Lineage: Eukaryota; Metazoa; Chordata; Actinopteri; Cichliformes; Cichlidae. The coding region runs from base 67 to 1668 and encodes 533 amino acids. Gene Ontology annotation, molecular function: UDP-glycosyltransferase activity. The transcript has 2 exons.